AUGAAUUUCACAUCUGGGAACGAAACUCUGACACCGGCUGUGAAUUACCGGGACAGCUUUGUCAUGGCUGUUGGCAAGAAUGUGAUUGUUGUUGUCCUCGGCAUGACCAUCAACUACAUCAAUGCCACCAUGAUCCACACAUUCAACAGGCAUCAUAUCUUCAAGUUGAACCCUCGCUACAUCCUUUUCAUCCACCUGGUGUUUAACGACCUGAUCCAGCUGACAACCAGCAUCACCCUCUUUGUCUGCACCUACACCUUCCACACUAUCUAUGUCUCCCUCUGUUGCCUCCUCAUCUUGCCAGCGGUCUUCACCACACAGAACACCCCCCUGAAUCUCGCUUUCAUGGCUGGAGAGUGCUACAUUGCUGUCUGCAUUCCUCUCCGCUAUAACUACAUAUGUACAGUCAAAAGAACAUACACUGUAAUUGGCAUAAUCUGGACAAUGAGUUCACUUUCUGUUCUGCCAGAUAUCUUCAUCCUCUUGGCCACUGAACCUCUAGAUUUCUUACAUGCCAGAGUGUUCUGCAAAAGGGAUAGUGUGUUUCGGAGCACCUACAGCUUAAAGAAGAGAGAUGCAUCUCAUAUAUUGUUUCUGGUAGUUGUUUGGAUAACUCUGUUCUACACUUACUUCAGAAUUUUGAUUGUGGCCAAAGCUGCUAAUACAGAUGCUAAAAAGGCAAGAAACACUAUCCUCCUUCAUGGCUUUCAAGUGUUGUUGUGCAUGAUAACCUACGUGCAACCUAUGUUAGUUACAUUUCUCACAUACUUGUUCCCAGGAGGGCUGGCAUCCAUACUUUUUGCUCUAUAUGUUAUAAACCAAAUCCUUCCUCGCUUCAUCAGUCCUAUUGUCUAUGGGUUAAGAGACAGUACUUUCAGAAAGUACUUCAAACGGUAUCUGAUGUGUGCAAUAAAUGAAAACAACCAUGUCAAGUGA
This is a messenger RNA of Scomber scombrus (Atlantic mackerel), 936 nucleotides long. RefSeq names its product odorant receptor 131-2-like. Gene Ontology annotation, biological process: G protein-coupled receptor signaling pathway. The transcript is spliced from 2 exons. The record is from RefSeq and is a predicted model, not a curated record. Gene Ontology annotation, molecular function: G protein-coupled receptor activity. Gene Ontology annotation, cellular component: membrane. Bases 1 to 936 code for a protein of 311 amino acids. Lineage: Eukaryota; Metazoa; Chordata; Actinopteri; Scombriformes; Scombridae.